This is a messenger RNA of Sporothrix schenckii 1099-18, 1029 nucleotides long. RefSeq names its product lipoyl(octanoyl) transferase. The transcript has a single exon. Gene Ontology annotation, cellular component: mitochondrion. Gene Ontology annotation, biological process: protein lipoylation. NCBI's taxonomy places the organism in Eukaryota, Fungi, Ascomycota, Sordariomycetes, Ophiostomatales, Ophiostomataceae. Bases 1 to 1029 code for a protein of 342 amino acids. The record is from RefSeq and is a predicted model, not a curated record.
AUGCGUCUGCGCCUCAUCCAGCUGCCGCCGCUGCCGUCGUACCGUUUGGCGGCGGCUGUCCAGGAACUCGUCCGGCGGCAGUUUUUGCACGCAAAAGAGAGUGCAGGAAAGAGGGCGACGUCGUCGUCGUUGUCUUCAGCACAGUCCUCUUCCUCCUCCUCCUCCUCGAUCCUCCUCUCUCUCCUUGUCCAACCGCCGCCGCCGACCGUCAUCGCCUUUACCCCCCUGCCCACCUUCACACUCGGCCGCCGCCAGUCCGAAGCCCAGCUGGAACUGGCCGAGCGCGACCGCCUCACGGCUCCCUUGCGCGUGGACAUGAACGCGGACGUGGACGCGGACGGCGGCCACACAUACACCCCCGCCCUCAUCUCGACGCUCCGCGGCGGCCUGACGACCUACCACGGCCCGGGGCAGGCGGUGCUGUGGCCCGUGCUCGACCUCAAGUCAACGCUGUUUGCUGCGCCGCUGACGGUCCGCGCGUACAGUCGGCUGCUGGAGACGACGACGGCGACGGUCUUGAAGCGGCGGUUUGGACUGGAGGCGUACACGACGGGGGACCCGGGGCUGUGGGUGGCGUCGAGGCGCGCGGCACGAGGCGGCGCGGAGGACGCCGACGACACGCACACGGAGGAACGAAAGGUGGCUGCACUGGGCGUGCACCUUCGCAGGCACAUUAGCGCGCUGGGCGUGGCCGUCAACUUGGACACGCCCGUGACGUGGGCGCCGUCGCCGUCGUCUGUGUCGGCGGACGCCUCGUCCUCGACGAACCCUUGGACCCGCUUCGACCCCUGUGGUCUCUCCGGCAAAGGCGUCGCCUCCGUCGCCGACGAAGCACGUCUCCGCUUCGGCAGCGUCCCGGCCGCCUGGGACUUGCGGCCGGCGCCCUUUGCGGCGAAAUGGGCAGCGGCGCUGGCGAUGCAACUGGGUCUCCGGGACCCCGAGGUCGACGUGGCGGAUGCGGCUACUGUACAAAGCAUGCUCCGAGACGCACAAGAACUGCUCACGAGGGGCGUCACAGACGAGACAUAG